UUUUCACUCCUCCGCGACUGUUAGCUCAUUCUGACAAACGAGUAAAGUUUGAUUUUUGCCUAUUCACGCCGUAUAGCGUGUAAAUAAAUCGCUUAUUUUCUGUGUUAGAAUAAUUAAUUUUUCAAGAAAAUCAACUCAUUAUGAGUUCCAUAGGAACAGGGUACGAUCUUUCGGCAUCGCAAUUCUCCCCCGAUGGCAGAGUUUUUCAAGUGGAAUACGCUCAAAAGGCUGUGGAAAAUAGCGGAACCGUCAUAGGCCUCAGAGGAAAAGACGGCGUUGUAUUCGCUGUUGAAAAAUUAGUCACUUCAAAACUGUACGAGCCUGGUGCGAACAAGCGCUUAUUCAACAUAGAUAAUCACGUUGGUAUGGCAGUUUCUGGACUGUCGUCCGAUGCUCGUCAAAUUGCAGAAACAGCACGCACAGAAGCAGCCAGUUAUCGUGCCCAGUACGGACUAGGAAUACCUUUAAAAUAUUUGAACGAUCGUGUGUCCAUGUACAUGCACGCGUACACGUUAUACUCAUCCGUACGACCUUACGGAUGCUCAGUCAUUCUCGGAGCUUACGAAGCUGACGGACCAGCUAUGUAUAUGAUCGAUCCUUCAGGUGUUUCCUACGGCUACUACGGCUGUGCUAUCGGCAAAGCCAAACAGUCGGCGAAAACAGAAAUCGAGAAACUAAAACUCUCGGAGAUGACCUGCAAAGACCUGAUCAGAGAAGCGGCUAGGAUAAUUUACUUAUUGCACGACGAACUGAAGGACAAACAAUUUGAAUUGGAAAUGAGCUGGGUCGGCAGUCACACGAACGGUAGACACGAACGAGUACCAUUUGACAUAAAGACCGAAGCUGAGACAAAGGCCCGACAAGCAAUGGACGAAGAUUCGGACAGCGAUACCGAAGACAUGUAAAGUGCUGACUGAAUCCGCGAUGAUAACAACAACAACAACGGAAUAAAAAAAUAAAUUAUAAGAAGAAAAUAUAAUUGAUAAUGUCAAUAAUUCGUAAGUUGCUAUUCCGAAGCAUGUAUCGACGCUCGAAAAUACAUUCUUUGUUUAUAAAA
Athalia rosae (coleseed sawfly) is the source of this 1057-nucleotide messenger RNA. RefSeq names its product proteasome subunit alpha type-3 (gene Prosalpha7). The record is from RefSeq and is a predicted model, not a curated record. Gene Ontology annotation, biological process: ubiquitin-dependent protein catabolic process. The transcript is spliced from 4 exons. Gene Ontology annotation, cellular component: nucleus; synapse; proteasome core complex. NCBI's taxonomy places the organism in Eukaryota, Metazoa, Arthropoda, Insecta, Hymenoptera, Athaliidae. Bases 141 to 905 code for a protein of 254 amino acids.